Molecule: messenger RNA, 3305 nt
Organism: Pelmatolapia mariae (spotted tilapia)
Lineage: Eukaryota; Metazoa; Chordata; Actinopteri; Cichliformes; Cichlidae
Product: tyrosine-protein kinase yes-like
Exons: 12
Coding region: 669-2324 (551 amino acids)
Biological process (GO): cell surface receptor protein tyrosine kinase signaling pathway; cell differentiation; protein phosphorylation
Cellular component (GO): extrinsic component of cytoplasmic side of plasma membrane
Molecular function (GO): signaling receptor binding; non-membrane spanning protein tyrosine kinase activity; ATP binding
Source: RefSeq, a predicted model, not a curated record
AAAAGCGCUGCACAUUUAGUCCCUUUUGUAAAGGAAGCCCUCCUUCGCUUCACGGACCGGUCUGUUCUUAGUCGCCUGAUUUUGUUUCUUUCUUUUCUUUCUAUUCUUAUUUCCUCUCUCGUCUCUCCCUCAGUCAUCAUCUCUUGUCUUGGCUGAUCUCAGACCAGCUGCAGCAGACGGAUCUCUGUCUGUAACUCCAGCUGUGUGGCUCCAGUCCCGCAGGCUGGGUCGGCCAUGUUGUUGUGUGGGGGUUGAUGGAAGUUUAGUAGUAGGAAGUGGAGGCUACAAAGCGCUGGGAUACUUCAGGGUCUCACUUUUUUUUCUUUGCUUUUUUUUUUUUUUUAAAUCACUGUCAUGCCGAUGCAGGACUCAUCCUCGCUGACCCGUCCGCUCUGAUAACAAUGACCGUCUCCUCCAUCGCCCCCGCCAUCCUCUCCAAGACUGCAACACUUAAGCUGCUUUGAUUUAACUUCACAAAAAGAAAAAAGAAAAAAAUCUGACCACAGUUGACUCUGCUGGAUGCGUAAAGUGGGGAUGAAGGCGACUCGGUUCCGUUUGAAAUAAUUCGGAUAUUUUUCUUUUGCUUUUUGCUGAUCUGACUCGAGGGGAACAGAGGGGGGGAAAGAGAAAACACCCACCGAGGACUCGGAUUUGAGAAGGGUGAGAAGAUGGGGUGCAUAAAGAGCAAAGAGGACAAAGGCCAGACGAUGAAGUAUCAGCCAGAGAACUCCCAGGCAUCUGACACCAAUACCACCACCACGCCUCAUGUCGGUCACUACGGACCAGAACCCACCCAGCUGCAGCAGAGUCAAAUUCCCUCAUCUUCCUCUGGCUCGGGGGCUGUAAAUUUCAACCACACCCUCACGCCGUUUGGUGGCUCUUCAUCUGCUAUUACUCCCUUUGGAGGAACGUCAUCUUCUUUCUCCGGUCCUGUGUCCAACUCAUUCUCUGGUUCUGUCCCCAGUGGUGUUACAUUCUUUGUGGCCUUGUACGACUACGAAGCCAGAACGUCAGAUGACCUCACCUUUAAAAAAGGAGAUCGUUUCCAGAUCAUCAACAAUACAGAAGGAGACUGGUGGGAGGCUCGCUCCAUCAACACAGGAAAGAAAGGCUACAUCCCAAGUAAUUAUGUGGCUCCUGCUGACUCCAUCCAGGCUGAAGAGUGGUACUUUGGUAAAAUGGGACGCAAAGAUGCUGAGAGGUUGCUGCUGAAUCCAGGGAAUCAUCGAGGAACUUUCUUGGUGCGAGAAAGUGAAACUACUAAAGGUGCUUAUUCUCUUUCCAUACGGGACUGGGACGAAUCCAAAGGAGAUAAUGUGAAACACUACAAGAUCCGCAAGCUUGAUAAUGGGGGGUACUACAUCACUACCAGAGCACAAUUUGACACAUUACAGAAGCUUGUGAAACAUUAUACAGAGCAUGCUGACGGGCUCUGCCACAAGCUGACCACAGUUUGCCCCACAGUCAAGCCUCAGACCCAGGGCCUUGCUAAAGAUGCCUGGGAGAUUCCCCGGGAGUCACUGCAGCUGGAGCUCAAACUGGGCCAGGGCUGCUUUGGAGAGGUUUGGAUGGGCACGUGGAAUGGUACAACUAAGGUAGCCAUAAAGACGCUGAAGCCGGGGACCAUGUCGCCUGAGGCCUUCCUCCAAGAGGCUCAGAUUAUGAAGAAGCUCAGGCAUGACAAACUGGUGCCUCUGUAUGCAGUGGUGUCUGAGGAACCCAUCUAUAUUGUCACAGAGUACAUGUCCAAAGGAAGCCUGCUGGACUUCCUCAAAGAAGGAGAUGGUAAACAUUUGAAUCUUGUCAUGCUGGUGGACAUGGCUGCAAAGAUCGCUGAUGGCAUGGCUUUCAUCGAGAGGAUGAACUACAUUCACAGGGACCUGCGUGCCGCCAACAUCCUCGUGGGCGAGAACCUGGUGUGUAAGAUUGCCGACUUUGGUUUGGCCAGGUUGAUAGAAGACAACGAGUACACGGCGAGGCAAGGAGCCAAAUUCCCUAUUAAAUGGACGGCCCCAGAAGCUGCGCUGUACGGCCGUUUUACCAUCAAGUCAGACGUCUGGUCCUUUGGCAUCCUGCUCACUGAGCUUGUCACCAAAGGCAGAGUGCCCUAUCCAGGUAUGGUGAACCGGGAGGUGUUGGAGCAGGUGGAGAGAGGCUACCGCAUGCCCUGCCCGCAGGGUUGUCCUGAGUCCCUUCAUGAGAUGAUGAAGCUGUGCUGGAAGAAGGAGCCCGACGAGAGGCCAACUUUCGAGUACCUGCAGUCCUUCCUGGAGGACUAUUUCACCGCCACAGAGCCACAGUAUCAACCUGGAGAAAACCUAUAGCCAGACUGGACUCUUCUGUGUAUCCCUACACCCAGAGGAAGCUUGUUUAAUGACAAGUCCAGAAAAAGUUGACCGGAAACUGCCAGUCACACAAACCACUACUUGCUCUACAUUUUCUCUCUCUCCCUUUUUUUUCUGUUUCCAGUGUCCACACAAGAUUUUGUUGCAUUUCAUAAUUUUGUGUUAACCUACGGUACUACACAAGUCUUAGAUGUGUGAAUUUUUGAAUAUGACUGUGGUUUCCGAUUUCAGAGAUAUGUUUCAGAUACACUCCAUGUGGGAUUCUUACUCCUGUGAAAUAAGCUGUGACAAAGCCUCGCGGAAGAAAAACCCACUGAGAAAAGCCGGCCGUCGCACUCAUUUGCCUCCAAAUUUGUGCUGUAACAAUAAAUUAUGCAACAUAAUGAUUAAUUGUUGAUAAGAAAUAAUAUAUUUUCCUAACAGGGAGACAUUCUCAGGGUGAGGUUGAUGGUCCAAAUUCCACACGGCUUAUCUUUAUUCACGUCAUCAGUUGCAGUAGACAUGAUUAAGAUUGUGAUAAACUGUCUUUUUUUUUAAAAAAAAACCCCAAAUAUGUUCCUAGAAUUUAUAAUCUCACGGACAUUGAUUUAAAGCUUCAUUUGAAGACUUCCCCUCGCUGUCCAUCAUCCUCCAGAAAAGACUUUGUGAUUACAAUGCCAUAAUUCUUUGUGUCCCUCACUGCCCCGGUUACUAUAAUCCCACUAUAAUCGCUGCAGAGACAUGCUUACAUGAAAGACGUUUGUAUAAUGUGUCACUGGGUCGAUUUGACGGUUUAAACAGGGAUGGGAUGAAACUCAGACUCUCGUGUUUUAUGGUGACUCUGCAAAAACUGUUGUUUGUAUGGCAGUGAUGUGUAUGAUAGAUCUUCUCUUAGCUCCUGUAUGGACUUGACAGGACAGUAUUAUAUUGUUAUUAAUGCCAGUUGAUGACCGAGCUUGUAAUGAAGGGCUUUAUAACCUC